This is a messenger RNA of Daphnia carinata, 8870 nucleotides long. RefSeq lists its product as uncharacterized. Lineage: Eukaryota; Metazoa; Arthropoda; Branchiopoda; Diplostraca; Daphniidae. Gene Ontology annotation, molecular function: protein binding; guanyl-nucleotide exchange factor activity. Gene Ontology annotation, biological process: actin cytoskeleton organization. The record is from RefSeq and is a predicted model, not a curated record.
UCAUCUUCUGAAGCUUGCGUAAUUUUAGGCUGUCAUUCAACCAGGUGCUAUACCAUAACACGCUGUGAACCUUCAGUUUGAAAGGAGAACAAGGACAGUUCUGUGAAUUUCCUGUAAAUAAGAUUAGUUGACGCACAAUGGAUGUGAACACACCAGAAACUGGCAAGUUAAGACAUCGCCUAUCAGAAAGAAGAGGAUUAGGUUCAUUGACACUCAAUCAAGACGGUGUGUCCAAGUUGGAAAGCACCGCCAACUUAUGUACGGGAAAGUGGACUCGGUUUGCUGGCGCCGGGAUCGAUGAUGGGGCACGGAAUUAUCUUCCCCUGGUGUCAAAAAGGGAGAAAAUGUCCUAUUUCCGGUCGAUGCAACAACAUGGCAGCACCGAUGUCGUCACUGUCGAGGAGUUGAGUCGCGACUGCCCUCCUGCUGGCCUUAGCCCUGCUUCAUCUCCUAGCUCUAAAUAUAGAGCAUCGCUGCCUGGCUGCAGUCCACGUUGGCCACACACCUACCACCACGGAACUAUCUUUAGUUUUCCCUCCUUGCCGUCGUCUUCAGUAUCGUCGUCCUCCACUUCCUAUCGACGGCGACGCCGUUCUCUCUUCUACCCGUUCUCGUCUGUCGGAUUGUUAGCUUGCAGCCGCUACGCGGCCAGUCGCCGUCUAUCCACUGUGGUUGAGAAGCCCGUCGGCGAUGCUUCCAUUCAACUGGCUUAUCCAAUUCAAAAUUGUGCCUUACUUGUCGGUGAUAAUACAGUUCUCAAUAGGUCACCGUUCGAUCUCAGGCCUUUGCCAGACUCCGGAUAUAAGGACGGCUCAUCAGAGUUUUUAGGUUCACCCUGUUCACUAGGCCUUUCACGAAUUGUGCCAGCAGCCACUUUGAACGCCAAUCCCUCAACCCCGUCGUUAUUGACGCAAUUUUCUCCGCCACCCAACAGUGAUAGCAGUUUGACUAUUCUUCAACAGUCAGCCUCUUCUGAUGAUGAAGCACAGCAACAUUUAAGUUGGCAACAACAGACAGCAGCAGCGUCGCUCUACCGCUGCACUAAACAUAGUUCUCUUCGCGUAGUCGACCUACCUUCGCACCGCCAUCAUCAGCAGUCGGCGUACCGUGUGGAUAAUAAUAGAACCACUGGUGAUUUCUGUACAAAUCGGGCUCGGGUCGUAUCACUCAACCCCAGCGGGGGCACACAGAUCGAAAAAUCUCGUUCAUUAACUCGGUCCGAUCACAAACGAAACGAGAUUUUUGACGCGGUGGUGGCCAAUCGCGAACCUCACUUAGUAGAUUCUCCGAGGCUGCCAGGAGCAUUGCAAGAGCCCAAUGUUUUGAGCGUUUGUGCUAACGUGGUUUGGGGGCCACUUCCUUAUGUUGACACUUCUACCCAAACACCAAUGGAUAGAAAGUCUCCGACACCAAUGACGUCUUUAUCUUACACGGCGUUAACGUCGUCGCCUCACGACUCAAGCGCUACUUGCGCGCCUGUCGACGGUACGGAAGUGGCCGCGAGUCAAUCACCUUCACUAACUCCCUCUGCACCCACACAGAAAGCUCAGCAUCACGUCAACAGUCAAAACCAGGAGAUGGUCUGUGAAACUUACUGCUCCGAAAGCUGCCAAGAGCAAGACGCAAUAUGCAGUGACUUCGCACGGCUGCAUGGCUCCAUCUGCACGUCUACUACGAUGGCGAAAGCUACGCCGUUUGCUGACCAAAAGCCUAGGCUGUUUACGAGAAAUACCAGUGGCCGAGCUAGUAGCCAAUCUCUUCCCGAGCCAAUAAAAAAAACUAAGAAAGAUACGCUUUACGUGACGUUAACUGAACCCCUAAACGAAAAGGUUGUAGAUAAUAUUUCUUUUCCUCAUCGACCUGCACGGUCUCGUUCACCUAAUACAAGUUCCAGUAAUUGUUACAGCGAAGCCGUCAGAGAUCGACGGGCUUAUAGUGCAGACCGGCCAAUAUGUUCUCCAUAUCCGAAUUCUGCAAUCGACAUCAUGGAGAAAGUUGACGAGAGUGGCCCAAGUAGAGCCGUCACUUAUCCUAAAGCCAACAUUGGAUCAACUAAAGUUGAAAAAUUGCGCCAACUAACUCGAAGGCUUCGGCCUUCCUCGUCGUCAACGCACAUAACCGGGAAAGGCAGGUCUCCCGAGCCUACGCAACUAGCGUCCGCCGAGGAGUCAAUCCGACCUCCAUUACCUCCAAUCCCUGUUGCUCCCCCACGCCAACCUCGUCUUCGUUCCGAACGGAAAAAAUCUUCCCGUUCUAAAAAAGAUUCCGCCACAUCCACAUCCGACCUUGUCCUUCCAGGAAGAUCUAACGCAUCAGCACAAAAUACAACAGAGGCUGAUUUUUCUUACCCUAAAAACGAGAACUUCUUGGAGAACGGCGAUACGACAGGCGUAAGCAUUGUUCCAGACGCCACGCCGGCAUCAGAAGGAUCUCUGUCUGCAGAAGUGCCAGUUUUGCCGACAACUGAAGUACGCUACCAGCCUCACGAAAAUCUCUUUGCGGACAACUCAGGCAAAUCCAGUAACAACCAACCGAUUCCAAAUAAUGAUGAUUUUUUCGACGAAGUCCAUCUCACCCUAUCCAAAUUGAAUCCUCGAAUCAUGGUCGGAACAUACCAGCAGCGCACCAUCCCAUUUCGUAGUGCUUCCUUCUCCCAGAUCGACGUCGGUGCGGAUGGAACAUACAAUCGACGACCGAGGACAUCUAUAACUUUGAAACCUGUAACAUAUAGCAUAGGAAGAGACGUAGCCAGCAACUCCAGCUUGCCCUAUUCUGGUUCACUUCCUCGCCGGCUGAAAAUCAACGAGCGCAAUUGCGGAGAAACAUCAAACAUCUCCAAAUUCCACGUAGCAGAGGACAAGAAAGGCAUUUCUACGGUUCCAAUUGCGAUCUCAAACACAAGUGAUUCUGAAACUAUUAAAGACACCACGUGCCAGUCUAGCUCAUUUCAUACUUUAGUUCACCGUGAUUGCUUAACAAAAGACGAUGGGACACCUUUUUGUCGCAAGCUUACGGAUGAGUCCACCAAAGAGCUGGAGGAAUUGAACAAUCUAAAUCCUGAGGAGCUCGAGUUGGUGACAAAGAAUCAAAAAUUGUGCUCCGAUACACUACUGAAUGGCGAGGAAUUGGCGAAGCCACCGUCGGUCAAUGAUUCUAAUCAAAAUACCGAAGCUUUGCCUACUUCGAAAGGUUUCGGCGUGUUCCAGUACGUUGGCCAUACAACUUGUCUGCCUGAAGUGGCAAACGAAGUCAAAGAAGAAGCAGCUGAGGCCGUCGAUUUAACUUCUUACGAAACCACAGAGGUGUCAAUUUCCGCUGAAAUCCGUUUGAGCCCACUGCCAAAUGUCGACGCUGAAACUAACGAGCUAGACGUAUCGGAGACCCGUACUGACGCCGAACUUUUGACAAAUGCAAAGCCUUUGCCUGUACUGGAUUUGCUUGAGCUCAAUAACCACCUGCUGCGAUUAAGGGCCGCUACGCGUGACAGCACGCUGGAUCGCUUGGCCGAUUUAGAAGUGGCAGCUCAGUUUGGCGAGCCCAUUCCAGUACUUUCGCCCAGCGUGGAGUCUUCGGGUGCGUCGUCAAGAAACAGUGUGGUAAGGACUUCAGACCAUUCCGAAAGCCGACCUUGGCUAAACGAGCUCUUGCGGCUGGCCACCAAUUUUGAGCGAGAAGAAAAUGGCUGGAACCCUUCUGACGAUAGCUGCCCAGUCCAUUUGAUAAGAGAAUCUUCUACCAUAGUCGAUCCUCUGGUGAAACCUGACGAGACAUGCCAAGCAUUUGAUGAACUGCCCACAUCGAACUCAUGCGCCCAACCUGUUUUACAUCCGGAUAUCUUGACUACUUCACUUGCAGACGCCGAUAAACCGCCAAAUGACGUGACUAACAAAAGGUCGGCAGUUGCAAGAAAAGGUUCGAAGCGACGCCGUCGUCAUUCGUCGACGGUUAUUGAUAAUUGCGCGGGAAAUAAUAGGCGCUUUCACCCGAAGUCCGACAGAGGCCGUUCCCUGACAUUCCCGCCAGCUUCCUGCUGGUCGAACCAAAUGUACUUAAUGUACGGUGAUGAGAACAAUCUUUUGCGAAUCAGGGGAGCAAGCAGACUAUCUUCUCCCGAAGAUGCCGACGCAACAUCUACUGACAAUGUGGACAAGGCCAACACAACACACUUCACUGCAGACAACGAAGACAGCCAACGCGCCGAACGCGACCCAAGCGUAGGGAGCCCCACCUUCAACGAGACCACUAAUCGUUUUCAACCCAUUCAUACCGCAGCCGAAAAAUGCACAAGCCACCCGACACCAAAGUAUUCACUGGUAGAAAUUUCUCUGACCAACCGCUCUCAGGCGCUCGAAAUUCCAGAGGAACCUGGUGCGGAAAUUCCGUCUUGCGCAUCUUGUCUUCUUGUGGGCUCGACUUUGGAUGAUAAUGAAAUUGUAACAGACACUUUCGUUCGUGAAAUUCCACAAUGCCAACUUUUGGUGAAAGAAGGGCAUUAUGCCUCAGUUGAGUCAGAUGAAGUAGAGGACUCUGCAUGCGAAGACCUCUUGAAACAAGCUAGCCCAAAUGAGGCCCAGCACCUCCAGGUCGCAAAGAUUGACGAGAAGCAUUGUGAGGAACACGAAGCUGCAUCCAUUCUCGACAGUGAAACCAAUGCACCGGCAAAGGCGAAUCAUCGCCUAAUGGUAUCGCUUUCGGUGACGCUAGCGCCCGAGCUGAGUAGCGCCAAUCCGGAAACUCAUCACAUGUCGCUAUCCCCAUUUUGUUCUGACCUAGAAACCGGUGCGUUCAACCUAUCCACCGAAAAAGUUCAGAGGAGCCCUCAAAAUCCUAGGCGUUACGGGCUGAAACGCAGGCCUCUUCGUGGCCCGUAUGGCGAAAUGUUAGAAGCAGAAAUGAAUAAAUCAGAAUUCAAUAAAAUGUAUGCUAAACGGAACGAAGAUCUUAGUUUCCUUCGCGAACUUAGUCCACGCGGGAAUCGUGAUGCCAAAUCCAGCUCGCCGAGGCCGUUGAGUCCGCCAACUUCGUGUGGCACGCACACCCUUAUCAGUGAGCCAGUGUCAUCCAAUUGGGCAAGCGUAACGGCUAGUGUUCGACAAAAUUCUGCUAGUCCUUCCACAUCUCAUUCACUGGACGAUUCACAACUGAAAAUUGGAUACAAUGCCACCAGCCUACCGAUUGACAUCUCCGACCGAUCAUCUCGCCAUCAACGACUUACCGUACCAAAGCGUAAAAGCAGUGCAAAUGCCCCUUAUGAUUUGCUGGACAGCGACUCAGAGGUGGGUAACCAUAUGACAGGCGCCAACUUACUUCCGGCCAUGUCGUCGCCUCCUCUGGGUUGUUUGGAUAACCGCCAUGCCCUACCGAUAGGGAUAGAAAGCGGUGCCCAUAUAAAAGCCAUCCCACUGCCAUCGCAUCAGCGUACGUUAUCGAGUCCGUGCCAACUUGUAUUACACGAAGGUGGAUUUACGUCUGAGGACGAACCUGACUUACUGGAAUUGACGUCGCUUAGUUCACUGAGCAGAUCCACCGCCCAGCUGCUAAACUCAGAGUCCAGCAACACUGACCAUCUCCCGGUUACAAGACUGGGAUCGGCCAAACGUUCAAGGGAUACUCGAACACAUGCAAUUGGCGAGUUGUACGAUACGGAGCGGUCUUACGUUGAAUCUCUUCAGAUCUUGGUCACGAAAUAUUUACAACCAUUAAAAAGUCCUGAAUGUUCCGGAUUGGUGGAAACAAAUCUUGUGGAUGAAAUAUUCUAUCAGAUUCCAGCUAUUUUGGCCCACCACGAGGUAUUUCUGGAGGAAUUGCGCAAGCGCUUAGAAUCGUGGGAUAUCAAACAGUGCGUCGGUGGUGUUUUUCUGGAUACGCUCACUAAACCUUCGGUCAUUGAGACGUAUACUGCUUACAUCAACCAUUGGAAACACGCAAAUGAGGCGAUCAAAACGGCUUGUCUGGCCAAAUCUGCCUUUUCCAAAUUUCUAGAGGCCACCGCCCGAGAGCAUAAAGGCAAACUAGCCCUGGAUUCUCUACUAAUUAUGCCCGUUCAAAGGAUACCUCGCUAUGAAUUGCUUAUUAAGAUGUUGCUGAAGCAUACACCACGGGAGCAUCCUGAUCACGCUCUUUUAUUGGACGCUCAAAAAGAAGUCCAUGAAUUAGCUGUUAAGAUUAACUGUGUCGAGCGUGAAGCCUAUGGCGCUGAGCAACAGCAAGCAACCCUGCGCGAACUAGAGAGUCUUGUUGAAGGCCUGGGUCCAGGAAACUUAGCGACACCUGAAAGAGCAUUUAUUCGUCAUGACUGCGUCACUAUUCCUUCGGCACUAGGCACCAGGAAAGAAAGAGGCUUCUUCCUUUUCUCCGAUCUACUUGUUAUCACUAGCGUCAAACGAAGGAGCGCUGCCAUGCGAAAAUCUUCUUCGUAUUCGACUAGCGGAAUCGCCAGCACUUUGGAAGCAAACAAAUUCAAGCUUCUGAUGCGGGUGCCUCUUGAUGACCUGGAAGUGACCAAAAAUAAAGAUGAGGGUUCAAAGCGGUCGACCAAAGACUUGGAACACGUAGAAGAAGAUUUGGCGAUUUUGAAUCAAAUUACAGAGCUGGUGACUCUGCUACACGUGUCCCAUUCCACCCUCGACGAAGUAAUUAAGGAAAUACAACAAGGAAUUCAACGACAGCUGAACGAUAAACAAAACAUAUCGACGGAUUCGCAGUUGGCCACCCUAGCGCUAUCCAUUUGCACCCGCGAUGGCAUUGAGACCCUGUCCGUGGCCUUCGCCACCUCAGAAAAGCGAGCAAGUUGGGAGGAGUCGUUUACUGAAACUAAGCUUAAGCUCAGAGCUAUGUCUCCUGAACGCCGACCUCCACCCGAAUUCUUAAUGCCGUUGCCAAUACGUAAAACACGAGCCGGUCUACAAUUCACUUGUGCUGCUCCAACAGUAACUUGGAAUACUCAACACCUCAAUGACGUUUGGGUCUGCAAUAGUGACGGUUACGUUGGUCAAGUAUGCAUACUUAGUCUACAUCCCGAACCGAAUGUUACGUCAUGCAACGGAGUAUGCAACGCUCGCAUUACCUGUAUAGCAGCCAUUCCAGCCGCACCUUCGACGACAGACGAAUCAGCCAGCAAUUUAGGCAGAUCCAUGUUUAAGAACGACUCCAAGUUUGAAUCCUCGACAUUUUGCGCCAGUAACCCGAACGAAAUCAAAUCUUCUGUCUGCAACAAAUUCGAACUUGAAAGUGAAUCCAGUUCUGAAAGUUCCGGAAGCGAAGACAGUGCUGACGAAGAUCCUGCCAAUUAUAAUCGAUACCGUUCCGACUCCAUUCCCAUUGAAGUUAAUGUUUUACCCGCCACUGAGGAAGCCGAUACAACGAAUCAAGCAACUAUGUGGUUGGGAACAGAGGACGGUUGCAUCCACAUUUACCACUGUGGUGAAAACAUUCGAUUAAAAAAGAAUCGUACACGAAUACAGCAAGGCGCAGCUGUUUUGUGCCUCGUGUACAUGGAUAAUUGCGUUUUCGCAUCGCUCGCCAAUGGAGAUGUAUUGAUUUAUCAACGCUCACCAAGUGGGAUAUGGAACAUCAGCGAACCGAAAUGCGUUGCAGUUGGUAGCAUAAUAGGGCCAGUUACGCGCAUGCUACCCGUAGGCAGUGGCCUCUGGUGCACCUCUCAGAAUACCGUCAAGAUACUCAACACGUCUACCUUGUCGAUUGAUGACGAUUUCGCUGUGAGUUCUGAUUCGCAGAGGAAUGUACUGAGUUUGGCAUGCAACGGAUUAGGCGUGUGGGUGGCAAUGCAGGGGUCGGCAGUCGUCCGACUUUUUCACGCGCUCACUCACGAGUGCAUUUCUGACGUCAAUUUGGCUCCUGCCGUAAACAAGAUGCUUUCAGGUUGCGAUGAUAUAAUUCGUCAACAUAAGGCCGCCUGCUUGCGUGUCACGUCCAUGAUGGUGUGUCGUGAUCUUUUGUGGGUUGGUACUAGCGCCGGGGUGAUCCUGACCAUUCCUACUCCACAUCUGACUCCGACAUCGUCCCGGCUAUCUUCUCCACCUUGUGUUACAGGUUUAUCGCACGGACAUACUGGCCACGUCCGGUUCCUUACAUGCGUCGAAUCCAUCCGUGACUCGCACUUGCUGCGCUCUUCUCGCCUACACCAUAACGCUCACCACGGUCUGUCAUUGAAGAACAAAGACUCUUUGGCGAGCGUCAUAUCGUCGUCGACUAACGUCUCGAGUCACGGUACUCGGCUGUUGGUCAUUUCGGGCGGCGAUGGCUACGAGGAUUUCCGGCACAGUGGAUUGUCUGACAGCGUCGGCCGCGAAGACUCAACAAAUCAUCUUUUGCUUUGGCAAGUCUGAGUUUACUGCCCCGCAACUAUUUCUGAUGCAGUUGCGGUUGUGAUACCCUAAACCCUACCAAUGUAUCGCCUGGUAUGCGCACUGUCUAGCUUUUCCGCCAACCCAAUCCCUGCGAUGUGCAAAACGGACGGCUAGGAUGCGCACACCUAGAACCUGGACAUCUUCGAAAAAUGUUUAGGGUUUUCCUUUUUUUUUCUUUUUUUCUUUGACUUUUGAUUUUCACGUCUAGUCCAUUCGAAAUGACAAUGCGCUUACACUUGAGCGCCGUAAUUUUAUUGAUGCACGUAAUGUUAUAUUCGAUCAAUAUUUUCUAACCCAUUCGUCGGUCUGCUGUCAACUGCUCGCGUUCAUUUCCUUCGUUUUGUCGUUGGUCUAUAUAUCUGCUAUACUGUAGACGUCUUUUAUAUUUUGGUAUACUGUAUAUUACCUAAAAAACAAAUUAAUAUUCUCCAUCAAACUGUUUUUGUUUUGGAUUCUGUUCAGAGGGCGGAUUUGAGAUUAUACGGCAAAAGUGCUCGACAA